AUGGCCAAAGUGUUUGUCGGGUUAGGUUACUCAAUUGGUGGUAGACUAGACUACUUUUCUAUCUCUUCAAUGUACCCUCGGGUGAUGGAGCGAGACGCGCAAAGGCAAUGA
Molecule: messenger RNA, 111 nt
Organism: Histoplasma mississippiense
Lineage: Eukaryota; Fungi; Ascomycota; Eurotiomycetes; Onygenales; Ajellomycetaceae
Exons: 1
Coding region: 1-111 (36 amino acids)
Source: RefSeq, a predicted model, not a curated record